AUGGACACAGACACAGGCAUGCACCAAAACCAACACAACAACCAACAGUUCAAAACACUGCACCACAACCAACAGUUCAAAACACUGCACCACAACCAACAGUUCAAAACACUGCACAGCAACCAACAGUUCAAAACCCUGCACAACAACAACCACAAACAGAGCAAGGACAUAAAAGAAGUAGAGAACAAGGAAACCAAGAAUUCUUAA
Messenger RNA from Trichomonas vaginalis G3, 210 nucleotides. Its product is annotated as protein of unknown function, DUF4106 family. Lineage: Eukaryota; Parabasalia; Trichomonadida; Trichomonadidae. The record is from RefSeq and is a predicted model, not a curated record. The transcript has a single exon. The coding region runs from base 1 to 210 and encodes 69 amino acids.